AUGCCGUUCAUGAUAGGCAGAGCACCCAUUCGUCGCACAGCCAAGUACUUAAGCGCUGGCAAACUAGUGUUAAAAGACAAGAUAAAAAUAUUCUCCGUAGCUUACAAUAUCAUGGGCAAAAAUAAUGCGGGCGCGAAGGAUUUCGUCUUUUGGUAUUUACCGCAGAUACAGUACAAAAACCCGGACGUCCAAGUGGCCACAUUAAAGAAUUUAACACCUACACCCUUCAUCAGAUGUUAUUUAGAAGACGGAAAGCAAAUAUUGGUUGACAUAGAUAAUAAAUCGAAAGAGGACAUCUUAGAACACCUAUUACAUACAGUUGGUAAGUCUAAGGACAUUCUAGAAGCUGAGGCGAUAGCUGCGGAGAAGAAAGACAACCCAGCAAACUUUGGAGCUGGGUGUGAUAGAGCUUGUAUGUGCGAAAUAUAUGGACAAGUCCCUUGUUCGGGUGUUGUAACAUUGCCAAAAGCUAUGAGAGGUAAAUUUAAGAAUGCAGAUCGUUAA
Leptosia nina is the source of this 504-nucleotide messenger RNA. The record is from the annotation of a GenBank genome assembly. NCBI's taxonomy places the organism in Eukaryota, Metazoa, Arthropoda, Insecta, Lepidoptera, Pieridae.